Triplophysa rosa is the source of this 10604-nucleotide messenger RNA. RefSeq names its product furry homolog b (Drosophila) (gene fryb). The transcript is spliced from 63 exons. NCBI's taxonomy places the organism in Eukaryota, Metazoa, Chordata, Actinopteri, Cypriniformes, Nemacheilidae. Bases 236 to 9466 code for a protein of 3076 amino acids. Gene Ontology annotation, cellular component: cell cortex; site of polarized growth. The record is from RefSeq and is a predicted model, not a curated record. Gene Ontology annotation, biological process: neuron projection development; cell morphogenesis.
UUAGCACACAUCCCUCUUUGAGGAAAGCAGAGUAGCUCUUCUACACGUUUCUGCUUCCUACUUCAGCUCUCACACACCUGAUACAGACAGAGGAGAGGGAGAAAAAGAUAAAACUAGAAAAGAGAUGAGAUUGGACAGAAAAUAAUUAACGGGAGCUAUCAGAAUUCAGAUCCAUAUCCAUGCUGAUCCAAAGCAGGUGAAAGCGGUCCCUCUCUUUGUCGGCUGUGUGUCGGAUAUGUCCGUGGAGAAUGUCGGCAGCGGUGGAGACGUGGUGGAUGGUAAACCAUACCCUUGUGAGGCUCAGAGCCAGGAUGGGAUUGUUUUGGUCCAGAUGGCUGGUCUUUCCAUUCAUAUGUUUGCACCAGCAGACUUUAAAGGGAAAUUCAGGAAGAUCCAACCAAGAAAAAGACCCACCAUUCCCAUCAUCACAGAAGCAUCCCCCGUAGGAAAGCGCCCCCUCCCCCAAGUGAGCAGCGCUCCGGGAGAGCGGAAAGGUCCUGUUGCCACAAUGCCGGUUACCGUGGACCCCGAGAGCAAGCCGGGCGAGUAUGUCCUCAAAAGCCUGUUCGCCAAAUUCACCACCCUGUCAGAACGCAAGAUACGCAUCAUCAUGGCUGAACCACUGGAAAAGCCCCUCAGCAAAUCUCUACAGAGAGGAGAAGACCCGCAGUUUGAUCAGUUGAUCAACACUAUGAGCUCUCUGGCUGAGUACUGUCUUCCCUCCAUCCUACGGACGCUGUUUGACUGGUAUAAGAGGCAGAACGGGUUAGAAGACGAGUCUCAUGAGUACCGCCCACGCGCAAACACGAAGUCAAAAAAUGAUGAACAACAGAAAGAUUAUCUGAUGGAAAGGAGGGAUUUAGCAAUCGACUUCAUAUUUUCACUGGUUCUUAUUGAGGUUUUAAAACAGAUUCCUCUCCACCCUCUUCUGGAUGGCCUCAUUCAGGAAGUCAUUAACCUGGCGUUCAAACACUUCAAGUACAAAGAGGGGUACCUUGGGCCAAAUACUACCAACAUGCACAUAGUGGCUGAUCUGUAUGCAGAGGUGGUUGGUGUCGUGGCUCAGUCCAGGUUUCCUGCAGUGAGGAAGAAGUUUAUCUCAGAGUUAAAGGAGCUCAGGCAGAAAGAGCAGAGCCCAUAUGUGGUCCAGAGCACCAUCAGCCUCAUCAUGGGGGUCAAAUUCUUCCGCAUUAAGAUGUAUCCAGUGGAAGAUUUCGAAGCCUCCUUCCAAUUUAUGCAGGAGUGCGCUCAAUACUUCUUAGAAGUGAAAGACAAAGAUAUUAAACAUUCUCUAGCUGGACUCUUCGUAGAGAUACUCGUCCCUGUAGCUGCGACGGUAAAGAAUGAGGUGAAUGUGCCCUGUUUAAGGAACUUCGUAGAGACACUUUACGACACGACUCUAGACCUGUCGUCCAGGAAGAAGCACUCUCUGGCUUUGUAUCCGUUGGUGACCUGUUUGCUGUGCGUGAGCCAGAAGCAAAUCUUUUUCAACAGAUGGCACGUCUUCCUCAACAACUGCUUGUCCAACCUCAAAAACAAGGACCACAAAAUGGCCCGGGUGGCACUUGAAUCUCUGUAUCGGCUGCUGUGGGUCUACAUGAUCCGAAUCAAGUGUGAAAGCAACACUGCAACACAAAGCCGCCUCACCUCAAUCAUAUCAACACUGUUCCCGAAGGGUUCCCGGAGUGUUGUUCCCAGAGACAUGCCCCUCAACAUCUUUGUCAAGAUUAUUCAGUUUAUUGCACAGGAAAGACUGGAUUUUGCAAUGAAGGAAAUUAUUUGCGAUCUGCUAAGUGUUGGAAAAUCCACCAAAGCAUUCAGUCUAAACCCAGAGAGAAUGAACAUCGCUCUGAGAGCAUUCCUCGUCAUAGCUGAUAACCUCCAGCAGAAAGAUGGUGAACCGCCCAUGCCAAACACAGGGGCCACGUUACCUUCUGGAAACACCCUGAAGAAGAAAAAAACCUACCUCAGCAAAACUCUAACUGAGGAAGAGGCCAAACUUAUAGGUAUGGCACUGUAUUAUUCACAGGUCAGGAAAGCUAUUGACAACAUCCUGAGGCACCUGGAUAAAGAGGUGGGCCGCUGCAUGAUGCUCACCAAUGCCCAGAUGCUUAACAAGGAGCCGGAGGACAUGAUCACGGGUGAAAGAAAGCCAAAGAUCGACCUCUUUCGAACCUGCGUUGCAGCCAUCCCACGUAUCCUGCCAGAUGGCUUGUCCAAAAUUGAGCUCAUUGAUCUUUUGGCCAGGCUGACGGUUCACAUGGAUGAUGAGCUCAGACUCAUUUCCCAGAAUUCCUUGCAGAGUCUGCUGUUGGACUUCUCCGACUGGCGGGAGGACGUUCUGUUCGGGUACACCAACUUCCUGCUGCGCGAGGUGCAGGACACACAGAAGGGCCUGCAGGAUUCUUCGGUUAAACUGCUGCUGCAUUUCCUCACGCAGUGGAGGCUCGCAAUUCAGAAGCCCGGAAAGCGCUCGGCAGAGAUGGGAUCUCAAAGCAGUGGGAGCUCCAGGCAGCCGCCCGAGCGCAGUCCUCACUCAACGGUGCUGCACGCUGUGGAGGGUCUGGCUCUGCUGCUGCUGUGCUCUUGCCAAACCAGCACACGCAAACUGGCCGUGUCCGUCCUACGAGAGAUACGCCUACUGUUUACAACCAUCGGACAAGCAGAGGAUGACGAUAAGCCCAUGAUUGAAGUUAUGGACCAACUGGCCCCCAGCGUGUUGGAUAGUUUUGUCCACGUGGCUCAUUCUGAAUCUUCCACCCUACCCUUGAGCCACCACGUGGACCUGCAGUGGCUGGUGGAGUGGAACGCCCGCCUGGUUAACAGCCACUACGAUGUAAAGAGCCCCUCUCACGUGUGGAUAUUCGCCCAGUCGGUGAAGGACCCCUGGGUGCUGUGUCUCUAUAGUUUCCUUAGGCCCGAGCACCUCCCAAAGCACUGCUCCACGGCGCUCAGCUACGCCUGGCCCUACGCCUUCACACGCCUACAGCUGCUCAUGCCCCUUAUUGACCCAAACAGUCCAGUUUAUGCCAAAAAGGCCAGCACACCAGGCCCAUCCGAUGGAUAUGUGACGCUGUGGAGAAAUUAUUUGAUUCUGUGCCUGGGAGUUGCCAAACCCAGCAUCAUGAGUCCAGGUCAUCUGAGAGCCUCUACGCCUGAGAUCAUGGCUACCACACCUGAUGGCAGCGUCACCUACGAUAAUAAGGUUAUAGGCACACCGUCAGUGGCUUGGCUCCUGAAGCAGCUGGUUCCACUCAUGAGAUCUGAGAGUUUGGAGAUCACUGAGUCUCUGGUUCUUGGCUUUGGGCGAACAAAUUCCCUUGUCUUCAGGGAGCUGGUGGAGGAGCUUCAUCCUCUUAUGAAAGAAGCUCUGGAGAGAAGACCUGAGAAUAAGAAGAGGAGGGAGCGAAGGGAUCUUCUCCGACUGCAGCUGUUGCGGAUCUUUGAGCUUCUGGCUGACUCAGGGGUCAUCAGCGACAGUACUAAUGGGGCUUUAGAGAGAGAUUCUCUGGCUUUGGGAGCCCUCUUCCUGGAGUAUGUGGAUCUGACACGGAUGCUCUUAGAAGCGGAGAAUGAAAAAGAGCUGGACAUUUUGAAAGACAUGAGGGCUCAUUUUAGUGGAAUGGUGGCCAACAUCAUCCAGUGUGUUCCAGUCCACAACAGACGCUUGCUGUUCCCGCAGCAGAGUCUGAGACAUCACCUCUUCAUCCUCUUCAGCCAAUGGGCCGGACCAUUCAGUGUCAUGUUCACACCCCUGGAUCGCUAUAGCGACCGCAACCACCAGAUCACACGAUACCAGUACUGCGCUCUGAAGGCUAUGUCAGCAGUGUUGUGCUGUGGCUCUGUGUUUGAUAACGUUGGGCUUUCGACAGACGGAUACCUCUACAAGUGGCUGGACAAUAUCUUAGCCUGCCAUGAUCUCCGGGUUCAUCGUCUGGGCUGCGAGGUGGUCAUUUUGCUCCUGGAACUGAAUCCAGAUCAGGUGAAUCUGUUUAACUGGGCUGUUGAUCGCUGCUUUACUGGAUCAUACCAGCUCGCGUCAGGAUGCUUCAAAGCUAUUGCCACUGUGUGUGGUAGCAGGAAUUAUCCAUGUGAUAUUGUGACCCUUUUGAACCUGGUGCUCUUUAAGUCGUCUGACACCAGCAGGGAGAUUUAUGAGAUAUCCAUGCAGCUCAUGCAGGUUCUGGAGUCCAAAUUGUCAGUUUACUCAAAGAGAAUUGUGGGGCAGAAAUCAGGAAAUAUCUUGUAUGGCACACACGGUCCAUUACCACCGUUAUAUAGCGUCUCUCUUUCCCGGCUCUCCCAGCAGCUGGCCUGCAUGUAUCCUGAGCUCACCUUACCGCUCUUCUCAGAGAUCAGCCAGCGAUUCUCCACCACUCAUCCAAAUGGGAGACAGAUCAUGCUUACCUACCUGCUGCCAUGGCUUAACAACAUAGAGCUGGUGGACACAGGACUCCUUCCCCCAACGUCCAGCCCGUGCACACCGGAGGAGGAGGCCCGCGAGCAAUCCGACAGCAUAGGAAUCGCACACAGACUGAAGGGAAAUGGCUGGGGAUCUCUGCAGGCCACCUCGUUGGUUCUGAACAACCUCAUGUUUAUGACAGCAAAGUAUGGAGAUGAGGUCCCAGGUCCUGAGAUGGAGAGCACCUGGAAUGCUUUAGUGUCUAAUGACAAAUGGAGCAACAACCUUAGAAUAACCCUUCAGUUCCUCAUAAGCUUGUGUGGAGUCAGCAGCGACACCACACUUCUGCCAUACAUUAAGAAAGUAGUGAUAUAUCUGUGUCGGAACAACACCAUUCAGACCAUGGAGGAACUUAUUUUUGAGCUUCAGCAGACGGACCCGGUAAACCCAGUGGUCCUACACUGUGACAACCCUCCGUUCUAUCGCUUUGUCGCCAGUAACAAGACCUCCGUUGUGGCCUCCGGCACAACGUCCAGCAGUAACACAGUAGUGCCUGGGCAGGAGAACUUCCAGGAGGCUGAUGAUGCAAAGAUGGCCAGAGAAAAUGAAGAGAGGUUGAGUAAUGCCGCCCGCGCUCAUAACCGUCUGGAGUCACGAUAUAGCAACAGUUCUGGCGGAUCGUACGAUGAGGAGAAAAAUGACCCUCUGCCUCCAUAUGCCGCCUGGUUGAUCAGUGUAUUGGAGAGUAACAGACCUCAGCCUCUUCCCAUGCCUGUAAACGGAGGUUGUUGGGCCCCAUUGGUGGACUAUUUGCCUGAGACCAUCACCCCACGAGGACCCCUUCACAGGUGUAACAUAGCCGUGAUCUUCAUGACAGAGAUGGUUGUGGACCACAGUGUGAGAGAGGACUGGGCCCUGCACCUGCCCCUGCUGCUCCAUGCACUCUUCCUCGGGUUGGAUCACUACCGACCAGAGGUGUUUGAGCACAGCAAGAGGCUACUGCAACAUCUCCUCAUCGCCCUCUCCUGCAACAACAACUUUCAGGUCAUCGCAUCUGUUCUGUUACUGACCAGAGAGAUCGGUGACAACAAAACCCUCACCGUUAAAUCCAGCUACCAGCCGGAAUACCUCUACACAGGAGGGUUUGACUUCCUACGAGAGUGGCAGGCAUCGCCGGUUGCAGAUUCUGGACUGAGCUCGUCCUCCACAUCGUCCAGCGUGAGUCUGGGAGGAAGCCUCGGGAACCUGCCGCAGAUCACAGCUGAUCUAGAGGAGCUGGAUGAGUCGUCCACAGAGUCAGAGGAGAAGACUAACAAACUGAUCGAGUUCCUCACCACGAGUGCAUGGAGUGCUGUCCUGUUCUUACUCAGGGCGUUCGGACCGCUUUGGUGCCACGAAGACAUCACGCCGAAGAACCUGAACUCCAAGAGCGCCGAGCAGCUUACCAACUUCCUGCGACACGUCGUCUCUGUGUUCAAGGAGUCCAAAUCAGAUUUCCAUCUGGAGCAUCAGCUGAGCGACGUUGCCUUGCAGACGGCCCUCUGCAGCUCCUCGCGUCAUUACGCCGGCCGCUCCUUCCAGAUCUUCCGAGCUCUGAGACAGCCCCUCUCUGCCCACCCAGUGUCCGACCUGCUCUCACGCCUGGUGGAGGUUGUCGGAGAGCACGGGGAUGAAGUGCAGGGUUAUGUCAUGGAGAUUUUGCUCACUCUGGAGUCUGUUGUGGAUAAUUUAGCUGAAUGUCUGAACAACAGUGAACUGAUGGCAGCUUUGACAAGAGAUUCGUCUCCUGAUUUCCUGGUGAGUGGAAAAAUGAACCCAAACUGUAAGAGCACAGGGCAGCUGAACCUGCACCAGGAGGGCGGGACCAACGAACGAAACAGGCACCAACGCAGCUACUCCGUUCCCAAGAAGUUCGGCGAAAGCGGCGACAACUCUUCCGCCAACCCGCCUCGCAGCGCCACCCUGGACCGCAUCCAAGCCUGCACCCAGCAGGCUCUCGCCCGGUCCGCCCGCAGCACAUCGUCCAGCUCCACUCGCGCCGACACCAGCGUCAUCACCGACCCCUCCCACUCCAGUCACCCCGCCAACCUACUCGCCACCAUUUUCUGGGUGGCGGUGUCGCUCAUGGAGUCAGACUUUGAGUUCGAGUAUCAGAUGUCGCUCAGGCUAGUUCACAAACUGCUGGCACGGGUUCCAUUGGAUCUGCAGGAGAACAGGGAGCGGCUGGAGAAGCUCCAGGCCCAGCUCAGGUGGAGUGGGUUUUCGGGUCUUCAACAGCUGCUGCUGAAGGGAUUCACGUCUGCGACCACAAACGAUCUCACGCUGCAGCUGUUUUGUCAGCUGACGCCAGUUUCAAGAGUGCAGGUGGUGGACACGUCGCAGGCUAUAGGUUUUCCCCUGAACGUGCUCUGCCUGCUUCCUCACUUGGUUCAACACUUCGGUAAUCCUACACAGUUUUGCAAAGAAAGUGCCGAGAGGAUUGCACAGGUGUGUCUGGAAGAGAAAGACAAGAACACUAAACUCUCUCACCUGGCCCACGUAAUGACCCUAUACAAGACCCGUUCCUACACCAGAGACCCCUUCUCCUGGGUUAACGUCGUCUGUCGCUACCUGCACGAGGCCUUCUCAGACAUCACGCUUAACCUGGUUACCUACAUGGCUGAGUUACUCGAUAAAGGAUUACCCAGCAUGCAACAGCCGCUUCUGCAGAUCAUUUACAGUCUGCUAAGCCACAUGGAUUUGGCAGGAAUUCAGGUCAAACCUUUCAACGUAGAGGUGCUCAAGACUAUCGAGAAAUUCGUACAGACGGUUCACUGGAAGGAAGCUCUGAACAUUCUCAAGCUGGUCGUUUCUCGCUCGGCCAGCUUAUCCCUGCCGUCUUACGCUCAUGGAGAUCUGGCCCACCUGGAGGCUAGCCGCAUGAUGUGGGAUGGAUCUUCUAAAGCCCUGCCAGGAAAAACACUGGAAUUCCAAUUUGACAUUUCAGAGACGCCGGUCAUUGGGCGCAGAUAUGACGACCUGCAGGGAUCAGGAGGGCGAGAUGGGAAAGCCCGGGCGAUCGCAGUGACCCGUAGCACAUCCUCCACCUCUUCGGGGUCAAACUCAAACACCGUUCUGGUGCCAGUCAGCUGGAAACGGCCACAGUCAUCACAGAAACGCACAAGAGAGAAGCUGGUAAAUGUUCUGUCACUCUGCGGACAGGAAGUUGGCCUCACCAAGAACCCAUCUGUAAGUUCUCAUUCCACCUCUGUGAUCUUUUCAUCCUGUGGUGACCUGGAUCUGAUGGAGCAUCAGCCUAGUCAAGUGUCCUCUGAGGACGGCACCAGGGAGGACACGCUAGAUGAUACCACCUCAGAACAGCAGUUCAGAGUCUUCAGGGACUUUGACUUCCUUGAUGUAGAGCUGGAAGAUGGAGAGGAGCUGCAGGGUGAGAGUUUGGAUAACUUUAACUGGGGAGUGCGCCGGCGCUCCCUAGACAGCACAGAUCUGACUGAGCUCCUGGAGGAGAGUCAGCACUUGGACAUAACCCCCUGCAUCGGCCUACACGACCCUCAUCACGAUUCCGAUGACUCAUCUGAGGAAGAGUCUAAUUCAACCAGCCAAAGCCUUUCCCACUCUCAGCUAACAAUGAACCUGUCCCCCUCAGAGGACACCAAUAAUACAGACUCUUUGUCCACUUCCUAUGACACCACAUCAGCUGACCCCAAUUCUCUCAAUGCUGCGACACCCUGCUUGGGAACAUCGCUACCCGACGACCACAUUAUGCCGACCAUUUUACCAGAAGAUGAGGACUCGAAUGUCCAAGAAGACGACCUGUCUUUUGGUGGGAAUGAGUUACCGACACGGUUUGACUGUGGCUCCAACACUAAUCUGGAUCUUCCUGCAGAUCAGAACCGAACUGGAGUUAACCAGAACCCAAACUCCAUGCCCAGCUACCAUUUUGGGGAGGACCGAGAUGAUCUGGAUGAGCUGGGCUUUCCUCCUCCACCCUCCCCGUUCUUUUCUGCCAUCCUGGCAGCGUUUCAGCCCACGGUGUGUGACGACGCUGAAGAAGCCUGGCGGACUCACAUCAACCAGCUGAUGUGUGACACGGAUGGAUCUUGUGCCGUGUACACCUUUCAUAUCUUCUCUACACUGUUUCAGAACAUCCAAAAUAAGUUCUGCUCCCUGACAAGCAGCGCUGCCGGUUACCUUGGAGACAGCUUAAGGGGAAUCGGCACAAGAUUUGUGACCUCAUCAGAAAUGUUGGCCUGCUCGGACUGUCCCACACUGUAUGUGGAUGCAGAAACGAUUGUUUCUUAUGGGCUCUUAGAGAAAAUUAAGUUUAGCGUUCUUGAGCUGCAGGAGUAUCUUGACACAUAUAACAGCCGGGAGGAAGCAGCUGUCUCUUGGUUGCAGAAUUGUAAAGCAACAUUUCCAAGAUAUCCUGAUGAUAAUGUGAUCACCUGUCAGCCAGGAGACUCAGAGGAGAAGCAAAUGGAAACUCUGGCUCAACUGGAGUUGUGUCAGCGACUGUACAAACUCCACUUUCAGUUCCUUCUGCUCUUUCAGUCCUAUUGUAAAGUCAUCGGACAUAUGAACACCAUUAGUUCAGUGCCAGAGCUGUGGAACAUGUCUCGUGAGCUGAGUGAUCUAAAGAACUGCCUGCGACUAGCAGAAGCCUCCUUGGCUAGUGAUCUGGAGGACCAGCACAGGCAUGGCACCCAGCCCAUAUUCCCCAACUCGGAGGCAGCCGUACAGGCCAUCCUGGAAUGCUUGAAUAACAACGAGUUUAGUAUGGCUAUUCGCUACACUCAAGAGUGCAGACGUGUGUGGCCAAAUGACAUUUUCGGUGGCUCCUUAGAGGAUGAGAUCCAGACUCUCCUCAACGUCUACUUCCGGCACCAGACUCUGGGUCAGACUGGCACCUUCGCCCUGAUCGGCUCAGACAAAGAUAUGUCCGAGAUCUCCACCAAGCUGAUGGAGCUCAACGGAGAGAUCCGCGACAUGAUUCGCCGCGCUCAGGGGUACCAGGUCAUCUCAUCCAGCCUCCUAGACUCCAGCGUGUCUGGCGUGAGUCUCUGACAGGAAGCCUGCAGCACCCCGGAUCAGCCCUGGCCUGGACCCCCCGAUCACUGGAUCCCUCCAUAGUCACCCAGCCUCUCCUGCAUCAUCCCUUUUCCCACGAUCCUCCACUCUUGCCACCCGCUCCAAGCCAACUCCAGUGCAACGUCUGGGAGUGCUGCCGCCCUUUUGAGGGAGUAACUGCUAAACUUGUGCCCUUCUUAGGGAAACUUGCACGAGCAUCCUUGACUGUGUUAAAUAGGAAGGGGCUCAUGACAGUGAGCGUGUCUUCAGGUCCACAGAUGUGCAGCAAUAACGGAGAAACUGAACUGCUCCUGCACGAUUCCUCGGAUUAAACACGUUUUUAAAUUAUUGCACUAGCUUGACGCUUUGUCGUAAAUCAUGAGGGAAUAAAAAAGGCCUGUUUGCUACCGAGAGCAAUGCUGCAUUUUGGAAAAGCGCUGCCAAUGUCAGAACUUCUACUGAAGGCAUGUGAUCGGUUUGUCAAUAACGUGGGAGUUGUGCAAUGAUGGAUCAUUGAUACGGAUGCCUUUCUACUGUAACUGCUAAAGAAUGUCUUUAAAGUUCCAUGACCUGGAACGUAACCGAAGGACAAUGCAAGAGACUGUCAAUGUCUUUAGUUAUCGUCACAAUACUUGUAAAUGUUUCGUUCAAAGAGAGUUUGUCUUUGUUAACAUGUCCAUCACUGAUGUACUGCUAGAUAUCAGCGUCUGCACCUAUACGCAAACACGCUGACAUUCAGCGAUUUGUUUAAAAGACUGAUAAACUACUACUGCUAAAGUGUAUUCUACUCCAAGUGCUGAUUUGAGAUUGUCCGGCUGUUGUGUUUUGCGCUCUACUGUAAACAGGCUCACGUCUAGGGUAAAUUUAUAUUUAUGAUAUCGGUGUGUUGAACAUAGUUUUUACAAAGUUGUUCUUUGUCUGUUCAAGUUGCCAAGCUGCAAAGCAUGCAUUACUGUAUUUAUUAAAAGUUGUAUUUUAUUAAAUUGGUUUUUGUAUAAAGUGGGAAAGGUAGACGUUAUGCAGAGUGUCUUUGUCACUAGUGCAUGCCAAGACAGAUUGCACAUUGUAAAGCCUUUGUGGGAAAGUGUCAGUUCCCCCCCAUCAUGUAUAAAUAUUUAAAGCUUGUCAAGUAAAG